GUGACGUCACAGUGAUGUGGUAUGCUUAAUAACCGGCGGCUGCCGAUUCACUUUCGUAGCGCUCGUCGUGAGAACCGGUCAAGACAUCAAACCGGAAAUUUAGAUUAUUAGGGACCCAUAUAUUGUGUCAUUGUUAAAGAACCAAGAUGGCAGAGGAGGCAAUUAAAAAGAAGGAAGAACCAAAGCGCGCUCAGCGUGCAACAUCCAACGUUUUUGCCAUGUUUCGCCAGGCGCAGGUUCAGGAAUUCAAAGAGGCAUUCACCAUGAUUGACCAAAACAGGGAUGGCAUCAUCGACAUUGAAGAUCUUAAAGAUAUGUACUCAAAUCUUGGAAGGAUCCCUCCAGAUGAUGAACUGAAGGAGAUGUUGAGCGAGGCUCCUGGUCCUCUCAAUUUCACCAUGUUCCUCAAUCUGUUCGGUGAAAAACUCAGCGGCACUGAUCCAGAAGACACAAUCAGGAAUGCGUUUGCCAUGUUUGACGAAUCUGGAAAAGGCUACCUCCCAGAAGAAUACAUCAAGGACUUGCUAACAAAUAUGGGUGAUAACUUUACACAGGAUGAACUUAGACAAACGUGGAAAGAGGCACCUAUAGAAAAGGGACAGUUUGACUACAAUGCCUUCACUUCACUCCUUAAGGGUAAACAGGCGGAAGAGGAGCAAGCAUAAGAUACCAGCCAAUCUAGGAGCCUACCCACACCACUCUCCUGUGAAUCCCACCACUGGGCCAACGUCGGGCCACGUCAUCCCACCCCAUGGGUCAAGUCGACUGGUCCUUACCAGGCAGUAUUAACUAUUGGACCGGAAGAUGGCCAUUCAUGGGUCUGGGUUCAGCGGUAGCUGCAAAAGAUAUGACGUAAAAUGGAAAAUGUAUUCUUCGCCAAAAAAGAAAAGACAAACAAUUAAAUUGAGUGACUGUCUCAAAGAGAUUCAUAGGCGAAUGGUGUGAUUCGUAUAGUUUUCACUUUUUUUUUUUUUCCAUUGAAACCUAGCGGGCCAAAGAGUGUACCGCAUUCCAUUUCUGCUUGGACAAAAAUUAUAUUACAUCAAGAGAGACAGGGCUUGAAAAAGCGGGUCCGACGAGCGCUCUAAAGUCACAGGUUGCUGUUGGUUUCAUCGAAGUUUGGCUCUGUGCUCUGUUUGGUACAUUUCGAAAAACUCUAGCCUUCAGAAAUACGUUACAGAGGAGUUGUCAUGGUAACGUAGGAACUGGGAACCAACGUUGCCGUAAACACUCCUCGCCAAAUCUGUUGGCCCGGUAGGUUUCGAUAAUCCGAAACCGGUUUUAGUAUUUGAACUUUGGGACCGGUCCACUAAAACCCCUCCACCACCUACCACCCUCUUAUCCUUAAUACAUCACUAUAGGAUUUGCAGUUUAUUGGUUUCCACUAUAACAGUAUAUAGAUUUUUAUUUAUUUAUUAAAUCUCUCUAGCUGUAUUCUCGAGGAACAAAUAUCAUUUUAUCAAGGGGUUGGGAAAGGGUGGCAAGUAAAAACAAAAAAAAAUGCGAAAUUAUCCCAGGUCAUCUCAGUUUUAUAUGUGUGUAAUAUUUGUUAUAAUGUCCGACCUGUCGUCAUAUAAAACCUCCAAUGAGAGCAAUAUAUACAUUAUCAACCGGGCGGUAUGUAUAAUAUCAACCGGGUGGCGUGCGAGCUUGUCUGAUUGUACAGGUAGAACAAGUACUUGGUCUACUGGGGACGUUGUGUCUCUUUGCAUGUUUUCAACCUGAUGUGGAUUGUUUUUGUUUUUUUUCCUGUGUCUUAUUUAUUUAAUAAAACCUCUGUGCACAGAGA
Molecule: messenger RNA, 1789 nt
Organism: Gigantopelta aegis
Lineage: Eukaryota; Metazoa; Mollusca; Gastropoda; Neomphalida; Peltospiridae
Product: myosin regulatory light chain A, smooth adductor muscle-like
Exons: 8
Coding region: 147-665 (172 amino acids)
Cellular component (GO): cytoplasm; myosin II complex
Molecular function (GO): calcium ion binding; myosin heavy chain binding
Source: RefSeq, a predicted model, not a curated record